Messenger RNA from Galeopterus variegatus (Sunda flying lemur), 681 nucleotides. RefSeq names its product proteoglycan 2, bone marrow (natural killer cell activator, eosinophil granule major basic protein) (gene PRG2). The record is from RefSeq and is a predicted model, not a curated record. Gene Ontology annotation, biological process: immune response. Lineage: Eukaryota; Metazoa; Chordata; Mammalia; Dermoptera; Cynocephalidae. The transcript is spliced from 5 exons. Bases 1 to 681 code for a protein of 226 amino acids.
AUGAAACUCCUUCUACUUCUGGCUCUUCUAUUUAGCACAGUUUCUGCUCUUCAUCUGAGGACUGAAACUUACAACUUUGAGAGCCCUUUGGGAGAUAAGACCCUUCCUGAGGGUAGGGAGAUACCAGAACCAGAAGCUGAGGAGGCCCCACCUGGGGAGCUGAUGUCGUUGGAGGAAGAGGAGGAGGGAGGCUCUGGAAGCGAUGGUGCCCCUGAGGAAGAGGGGGCUGUUGAAUUGGUCUCAGGCCUGGAUGUGGAAGACAAGGGCCUUCAAUGCCCUAAGGAAGAGGACACAGUAAAACUGGUGGGCAGCCCUGGAUUCAAGACCCGCCGUGGCUACCUCCUGGUGAGGAGCCCCAGGACGUUUGAUCAAGCUCAGUGGACUUGCCAGAAGUGCUACCGGGGCAACCUUGUCUCCAUCCACAACUCCGCCUUUAAUUACCGGAUCCAAUGUGCAGUCCGUGGGGUCAACCAGGGUCAAAUCUGGAUCGGACUCCAGGUCAUAGGCUCGGGUCGCAGCAGACGCUUUCGUUGGGUUGAUGGCAGCUCCUGGAAUUAUGCGUACUGGGCUGCCGGCCAGCCUCAGGCCAACACGGGCCAUUGCGUGACUCUGUGUACCCAAGGGGGCCACUGGCGCCGAGCUCACUGCAGCAGGAACCUCUCCUUUGUCUGCUCCUCCUGA